Messenger RNA from Saccoglossus kowalevskii, 1172 nucleotides. Its product is annotated as lipoxygenase homology domain-containing protein 1-like. Gene Ontology annotation, molecular function: protein binding. NCBI's taxonomy places the organism in Eukaryota, Metazoa, Hemichordata, Enteropneusta, Harrimaniidae. The record is from RefSeq and is a predicted model, not a curated record.
UUUUCAUAGUAGCAUCUUUCACAGUGUCAACUAUUUAUCGAAGAUGGCUGUUAUUCUUCUCGCUGCUGCUAAACACGUUAUCGAAGAACUGCAGGGUAAUUGCAGAAUACAGGUGUACACAGCUGAUGAACUGGGGGCUGGUACGAACUCGCAGGUAUAUAUCAAAAUAUACGGCGAAGAUGGCAUCACGGACGAUGUUCCUCUUGGCGACAAAGAUGACGAUUACUUUGAAACAGGAACGUGUUCAGAAUUUGAUGUGAAUUUUCCUGAAGAUUUGGGGAAAAUAUACAAGAUUCGUGUUUGGAUUGAUAACUCAGGUGCAGCUCCAGACUGGUAUCUUGAUAAGAUUGUGUUUGUUCGUUUGGAUGGUACAAUCGUAUUCCCGUGUGAUCAAUGGUUUUCAGACUCUAAAGAUGAUGAACAGUUAAUCCGAGAAUUACCGGCAGUUUACGAAGAUGAAGAUCCAUUGCCACUUGUAAAUUAUAAUGUAUGCGUGAAGACAGGAAAAAGACGAUCUGCUGGUACCAGGGCAAAUGUCUAUAUAGAGAUCCACGGUGAAAGGGGUGAUACAGGUAGACGACCCUUAGAUGACCAUAACUAUGUUGAAAAAGAUAACAAGUUUGUCAGAACUGCGAUCGAUAAUUUUGUAAUACAAGCAGUGUCACUGGGCGAUAUCAAUAAACUUGUUGUAGGCCACGAUGGUUCGCGUAGACGUCCUCGUUGGUAUCUGAAGAGAGUAAUAGUUACUGAUGUUGAAAACGAGAAAGUAUAUUUUUUCAAUCAUAGAAGAUGGAUAUCUGAAGAAGACGAUGAUUGUACUCUUGAACACGCUGUUGAAGUUGAGUUUGAAGAAGCUGAAAGCAGCAGUGAAGAUGAAGGCAGUAGUAGUAGCAGCAGUAGUAGUAGUGAUGAUGAGGAGGAAUAAUGUACAAUGAUGAUGAAGGCACUCAAUUAUAACAGUAGUAGUAGUGAUUUUUGAGUUAAUAGAUGCAGUCAGUGAUAGAAAAAAAUGAAGACUGUAAUAAUAUUAUCAAUAUGUAUAAUGAUAGUAUUUUGAGGUAGACAAGUUAUGUUAUACCAGUGCAUGUUUUAUCUUCUUAUCCUAGUAUUAUUAUGCUGUAAUGCUCAAAUAUGUAUCGCACAAUAAACCCAGUAGUUGCACGAAUGUUAUU